Messenger RNA from Triticum dicoccoides, 502 nucleotides. RefSeq lists its product as uncharacterized. The coding region runs from base 121 to 378 and encodes 85 amino acids. The transcript has a single exon. The record is from RefSeq and is a predicted model, not a curated record. Lineage: Eukaryota; Viridiplantae; Streptophyta; Magnoliopsida; Poales; Poaceae.
CAGAAACAGCUUCAGUUCAGUGACACAGUUCAAGAAAAUUCCACUGCUACCAUACACAGCAAUCACAAGCCAGUCUCCAGUCUCCAGCAAGGCAUCAAGACCAAGAAGAAGGAGAAAGAGAUGGCUGGUCCGGCGAAGGCGUCGUGGAUGGUGGCCAUGAGCGUGGGCGCCGUGGAGGCGCUCAAGGACCAGGCUGGCCUCUGCCGCUGGAACUAUGCCCUCAAGUCCAUCCACCGGGCAGCCAAGGCCAACGUCCGCGCCAGCGUCUCGCAAGGCACGAAGCAGCUUCCGGCCUCCGUGGUGGAGAGGCGGCAAGCGGAGAAGGCCGAAGAGGAGCUGAGGACGGUCAUGUACCUCAGCUGCUGGGGCCCAAAUUAGGAUCACUAGUAGCUUAGGGGUGUUGCGUUCGUUGUAGCUUGUGCUUAUGUGACAAUACCCUUAUGAUCGAUUGUAAAUACAGCUCGAUGAUGAUGAUGAAAAUUUCUGCUAUGAGUUUACACCA